CUUCUUCUAGUUGUCGUUAUAUGGGUAAGCGCGGUUAUCUUAAGAAUUUUUUACCCAAUUGGGAUGACUAAUAACACCUAAGACAUUCAUUUAAUUCACUUUGGUAUGAAAUCAGUAUCAAAGCAACUUAACCAUGAAGCCGAGGGUAAGUAGAUCACGUACAGGCUGCUACACAUGUCGAAGGAGAAAGAAGAAAUGUGAUGAAUCACUGUACCCUAUUUGUAACAAUUGUGAAUCUAAAAAGCUACAAUGUGUUUGGCCAGAUGCAACUAAAGAAUUGUACAAGAAAUUGGGUCAAGUGAAGUAUAUCGAUGAAGAAAAGAAAAAUAAAUCGAAAAGGAAACGUACUGAUAAUGUUUCUCCACAAAUAUCCAUACCAAUAGGUCAAGGAACCAAUAUUUUAAAUAACUUAGAAGAAUCGUCAACAACCGGCAAUUCACCUUUCGAUCAGUUUCUUCCAUCACCGUUUCUGGAUUUUACAGAUAUCUCUGAAUCGCACCUUUUCCCAAAUAAAAAUUCAUCUGAUAGUAUUACUACCAUUAAAUCGAGUUCAAGUAUAAAUUUACAAUCACAAUCACAAUCACAAUCACAUUCACUUCACUGUAAUAAAAAUCAUAUUCUUAACAUGAUAGCGAUGCAACAGGAUUGUGUGCAAUCUGAUGAAGAAGAUUUCAAAUAUCCUCAAAAUCAACUGUUACCCAUACAAAGUAACUUUAAUUCUACAUCAAUUAAUAGGAUAAAUCAUUAUUCUGAAACUGUUAUACCUAUUACCACAUUUAAUUCUACUAAAUCAGUUAGAAAUAAAGCUCUACAUUCAGCCAUAGCAUUAAUGGAAAGUCCAAGAUUGGAAACAACAGAAAGUCCCGUACUUAAUAUUGACUUCACUCGACUAUCAUCACCCGAAAUAUAAUGAAUAUAUGAUUAUGUUAUAUAAUUUACAUACAAGUAUAUAAAAUAUAUAAUUAAGAAACGACCUUAUAUGAGUAGUGCCCAUAACCC
Molecule: messenger RNA, 999 nt
Organism: Scheffersomyces amazonensis
Lineage: Eukaryota; Fungi; Ascomycota; Pichiomycetes; Serinales; Debaryomycetaceae
Gene: ZCF4
Product: Zcf4p
Exons: 1
Coding region: 134-910 (258 amino acids)
Biological process (GO): regulation of DNA-templated transcription
Molecular function (GO): zinc ion binding; DNA-binding transcription factor activity, RNA polymerase II-specific
Source: RefSeq, a predicted model, not a curated record